Messenger RNA from Theobroma cacao (cacao), 1655 nucleotides. Its product is annotated as putative glycosyltransferase At5g03795. Lineage: Eukaryota; Viridiplantae; Streptophyta; Magnoliopsida; Malvales; Malvaceae. The record is from RefSeq and is a predicted model, not a curated record. Gene Ontology annotation, molecular function: glycosyltransferase activity.
CCUGAUUUGCUCUCAUGGCGAAGUCUUCUUCUCUUUGCUACCACAUCUCUCAGCACCGUUUCUCAACAUCUUUCGGGGGCUCUUUCUUUUUCUUACCUUUAAGUUUGGCAAUUUCUACUUUUCUUGUUAUUUUCUUAUACAUAUGGUGUACAAACUCAAAUCUUUUCACCGAUCCACAAAACAAUCAUUACCAAGAAUCUUCACCAAAGUCUUCUUUACUCCAGCAAAUGAUUCCAUUUUCAUUGGAAAAAGCUGCUGAAGAUAUGUUUUAUUCAUCCAGAUCUGCUCCUCUGUCAAAAGGGAACCAAUGGUCUAUGGCAAACCCUUUUGGCUUAUAUGGAAACUAUGUAAAUAACACGGAGUUGUACCAUGAUGAAGAUUUCUUUCUGCAAGAUUACAAGGAAAUGAAUAGGAGCCUUAAAGUAUUUGUAUAUCCUCACAGCAGAGAUGACCCCUUUGCCAGUGUGCUCUUGCCGGUGGAUUAUGAUCCCAAGGGUCAUUACGCCAGUGAACUUUACUUCAAGAAGGUUCUUUCGAAAAGCCACUUCAUCACAAAGAAUCCAAGUGAGGCAGAUCUCUUCUUUUUGCCUUUCUCUAUUGUGGAAAUGCGGCAUGACCCUAGGAUUGGUCCAGAAGGAAUGCAAGAUUUUAUCAAAGAUUACAUCUUCAAUAUCAGUCACAAGUACCCUUACUGGAAUAGGACAGAUGGGGCUGACCACUUUUAUGUUGCUUGUCAUUCCAUUGGGCGUUUUGCCAUGGAUAAGGUAUUUUCAGCCAAGUUCAAUGUGAUUCAAGUUGUUUGCUCUUCAUCCUAUUUUGUAGCUGGAUAUAUUCCUCACAAGGAUGCUUCUAUGCCACAAAUUUGGCCCAGACAAAGAGAUCCGCCAAACUCUGCUUCAUCAAAAAGAAAGCAGCUCGCCUUUUUUGCUGGGACAAUCAACUCCCCUGCACGUCUAGCUCUUAUUCAAGCUUGGGGAAAUGACACAGACAUUUUUGCCCACUUUGAGAGGCUUAGAACACCUGAUGCCGACCAGCUUCUUGGUAGCAAGUUCUGCCUCCAUGUCAAAGGCUUCGAAGUAAACACAGCUCGUGUUGCAGAUGCAAUAUAUUAUGGUUGUGUUCCGGUGAUUCUGGCCAAUCACUAUGAUCUUCCAUUCGGAGACAUAAUAAAUUGGAAGAGCUUCUCCGUUGUGGUUCACUACAUGGAUAUCCCAGUAUUGAAGAAUAUACUUCAAAGGAUUAGCUUAGAAGAGUAUUCCUUACUACAAAGUAACACAUUGAAGGUGCGCAAACAUUUCCAGUGGAAUGAUCCUCCGACUGAUUAUGAUGCAUUUUACACGACUAUGUAUGAAUUGUGGCUCCGCCGGAGUUCUGUCAGGGUCCGAUUAAGUGCGUCUAUGGAAUUCAUGUAAAUAGAUUCAAUGCUCUGUAAUGGCAUUAGGCAUUCUGACAGAGUUAGGCCCUGCUUGCAAUACUCCUUGGACUUAAAAAAGUUAGUUUUGUAUUUGGAGAAAUAGUGUUAUGUGCUAAUUACGUUUCUUUAUUUUGUUUUCAUGUUAGCCAUGUUUUGGCAGUUAAUGCAAAUGUAAGAGAUAAUUCACAAACUUAGUGGAAUGGCAAUCUCAAGUAGUGUUAUCUAAUUUCCUUAAACUUUA